Fomitopsis serialis is the source of this 1595-nucleotide messenger RNA. RefSeq lists its product as uncharacterized. Gene Ontology annotation, molecular function: protein dimerization activity; DNA-binding transcription factor activity. Bases 189 to 1253 code for a protein of 354 amino acids. Lineage: Eukaryota; Fungi; Basidiomycota; Agaricomycetes; Polyporales; Fomitopsidaceae. Gene Ontology annotation, cellular component: nucleus. The record is from RefSeq and is a predicted model, not a curated record. The transcript is spliced from 4 exons.
CCCCCGUGAUCUCCCCGCCCCGCGCCCCGCGACCGACGCCGUCCUCAUCGCGCUCGACGUCCGACACGACGUCCUCGACAUCCCACGCAAAUCAAGAGCCUCAAGAGCGUCUGCCACCAGCAAACGCGAGUGUUCGCACGACACCGUCGAACCUCCUUGCCUCGGCCCCAGUACCGACAUCGCUGACCAUGUCUACCGCCCCGCCGCCUAACCACGACCCCUCCCUUUCACAUGUUGCUGGACAGGCCCAGCAACCUCCGGCUUCUGGCGCGCAGCCUCCAGCAGGUGUCGCGGGCGAAGUCCCGCCAAAUAUGCCCAUGAAUAAUGGCCUUGGCUCAGAGCAAGUCAUGGCACUCCUGAAGCAGCUCCCGGGCAUUAACUUCCCGAGGGGUGACCUGAAGGACUCAGCAGCAGCUGAGGCACUCUCGAAUCUCGCACAAGCCGCAGCCUUCCCUGGCCAUCCACAUCAUCCAGGGCACCUUCCACACCCCCAUCAGCCUCCGCCGCCUUACCAUGUUGUUCAUCCUUCGCAGCAUCCGCAGGUCAUGGGUGGCGAGCCAGGCCCCUCAUCGCAUCCACGCGGUCCACCGAAUCUGGGCCAGCUUGCGAACACCGCGCUACAGAAUGGGCCACCUCUCCCGGGCCAGCAGCCCACAAUGCGUGCGAGCCAGGAACCCAUGACGCCGCCAGCCCGCUCCGCACGGAGAGGAGGCAGGAGCGCCACUAUGAGUAAUGAGGAGUGGACUCGGCAGAGGAAGGAUAACCACAAAGAGGUUGAGCGCCGGCGGCGGGGCAACAUCAAUGAGGGUAUCAACGAGCUCGGACGCAUCGUCCCGAAUGGAUCUGGCGAAAAGGCGAAGGGCGCGAUUUUGUCCCGCGCUGUGCAGUACAUCCACCAUCUGAAAGAGAACGAAGCGCGCAACAUUGAGAAGUGGACACUCGAGAAACUGCUCAUGGACCAGGCGAUGGGCGAUCUCCAGGCGCAGCUCGAGGAGAUGCGCCGGAUGUGGGAGGAAGAGCGAAUCGUGCGCGAGCGAACUCAGAGCGAACUCGAGGUCCUGCGGGGCCUCCAGCAGGGCCUAUCCCUCGGCGCCGCACAGGCCGCCGCCGCUGCCGCUGUCGCUAACUCAGCGCCUACGCACGCCCCUCCCCCGAAGCCCGCUCAGGAGAAUCGCCCGCAGACGCCCGAGGCGUCGAAGGAGAAACAAGCGCGAGAGGGAAGAGUCGGAGGCUCAGCAGGGCGCGCCAGCUGAGUCUACGGGCGAGUCGGAUCCCAAGAAGGCUCGCAUGGAGUGAACGUCUAUGCUUUCUCGUGUGCUUUGUUGGAUCGUUCUUGUGUUCGUAUUAGAACUCGUGCAAGCCGGUGAGUCGGUGUAUUAUAGUUGCGUACAUGGACGUGUUUCUUCGCUUGGAGUGAUGCUUUUCGUUGAUGAUCCAUGCCUCCCCCUCGUGUAUCCGUGUAUUUGUAUGAUCAUCUCGCGUCUAGUCGAUAUGUCGUCGCAAUGCAAUCUGUUUCUGGCUAUGUGCUUUGCAAGGAAGACGUAUUGCAUCAUCAAUGUGUUCCCAUGUGCACGUACUAUGCGCUGGACUCUUCA